Molecule: messenger RNA, 2440 nt
Organism: Tarenaya hassleriana
Lineage: Eukaryota; Viridiplantae; Streptophyta; Magnoliopsida; Brassicales; Cleomaceae
Product: putative pentatricopeptide repeat-containing protein At3g49142
Exons: 1
Coding region: 167-2224 (685 amino acids)
Biological process (GO): RNA modification
Molecular function (GO): protein binding; zinc ion binding; RNA binding
Source: RefSeq, a predicted model, not a curated record
CUCCUCUAUGGUUUGUCUAACUCAGUGACUCACUAUAACUGAGUUGACUCAGAUGGCUUUGGAUUCAUCACUGUAAGAGCUCAAGAGCUGGUUUUAAGAGAUGUAAACUGCAGCCACCCGUAUUUACGGUUGUCUGCCUCUAUCUUACUAUAUACCUCAAAAGCUCAUGAAACGCUUCAAUCUCGAUCCUUGUCUUCGCCAUUUUCCGAGGCUCAAUCAUGGCCAAACCCGAAACCUAGCUCUGUCCGUACCCGAUUUGGAAUUCGGACCGGAAUCACCGUGUGGAACAGCUUUGCUUGAUAGCUUGCUGGGGAAGGUACUGGACUCGUACCCAGAUCUCAAAACCCUAAAAAGUGUACAUUGGAGAAUCGUUCUGGAUAGAAAUUUACGCAGCAAUUCGUCUUUGGGCGUGAAACUUAUGAGGUCUUAUGCAGCGCUCGGUGAUGUGGCGUCCACACGCAAGGUGUUCGAUGAAAUUUCCGAGAGAAACGUGAUUCUCUUCAAUGUCAUGAUUCGGAGCUACGUCAACAAUGGAUUUUACCGUGAGGGCAUCUCAGUGUUCGGAACGAUGUUCGAGUUCGAUGUCAGACCCGAUCACUACACUUUCCCGUGCGUUUUAAAGGCAUGUUCUUGCUCAGAAAAUGUUGUGGUGGGGAAGAAGAUUCAUGGGUCUGCUACAAAAGCUGGGCUCUGUUCAACCCUGUACGUGGGGAACGGUUUAGUUGCUAUGUACGGAAAGUGCGGGUUUUUAUCAGAGUCGAGGCUUGUUCUCGACGAGAUGCCCAGACGGGACGUGGUUUCUUGGAACUCGUUAGUGGCUGGAUAUGCUCGAAACAGGAGAUUUGAUGAUGCUUUGGAGGUUUGUAGGGAGAUGGAAACUAUGAAUAUAACGCAUGAUGCUGGUACAAUGGCUAGUCUCUUACCAGCCGUGACAAACACUGCUCAGGAGAAUGUUUUGUAUGUCAAAGAUAUGUUUCAGAGGAUGGGGAAAAGGAGUUUAGUUCCAUGGAAUGUCAUGAUCAGUGUCUAUAUGAAUAACGAUAUGCCUGCUGAAGCUGUGGAGUUGUAUUCUCAAAUUGAGGAUCAUGGGAUCGAACCUGAUGCAGUGUCUGUAGCUACUGUUCUUCCUGCUUGUGGGGAUACUUCUUCUCUUUUGAUCGGUAAGAAAAUCCAUGAAUACGUCAAGAGAAAAAAUCUGACACCAAAUCUGUUGAUAGAGAAUGCCUUGAUCGACAUGUAUGCAAAGUGUGGCUGUCUUGAAGGGGCGAGAGGUGUGUUUGCAAAAAUGAAGUCCCGUGAUGUCGUGUCCUGGACAGCUAUGAUCUCGGCUUAUGGAAUCAGGGGAAGAGGGCAUGAGGCUUUGGAAUUUUUCUCAAAGAUGCAAGAAUCAGGUCUCGUUCCAGAUUCCAUUGCAUUCGUCUCAAUACUCUCUGCCUGUAGCCAUGCCGGGCUAUUAGAAGAAGGUCGCUACCAUUUCAAGCUCAUGACAGAUCAUUACAAGAUAGCUCCAAGGAUCGAGCAUUUUGCCUGUAUGGUGGAUAUUCUUGGCCGAGCCGGGAAAAUGAAAGAAGCAUAUAGCUUUGUACAAGAAAUGCCAAUGGAACCGAACGAGAGAGUUUGGGGGGCUUUGUUAGGGGCUUGUCGGGUACAUUCCGACAUGGAUAUCGGCCUGAUAGCAGCUGACAAACUCUUCCAGUUAGCCCCCGAGCAAUCUGGUUACUACGUAGUUCUCUCAAACAUAUACGCAAAGGCAGGGAGGUGGGAAGAUGUAACAAAGAUCAGAUCUCUGAUGAAGAGAAAAGGGCUGAAGAAGAAUCCCGGAGGGAGCAACGUUGAGAUCAAUGGAGAAAUCCACACGUUUCUGGUCGGUGACCGAUCGCAUUCGCAGUCUGAGAAGAUCUACAGAGAACUAGACGUAUUGGUGGGGAAGAUGAAGGAUUUAGGGUACGUUCCUGAUUCCGAAUCGGCCCUUCAUGACGUGGAAGAAGAAGAUAAGGAGAGCCAUUUAGCUGUUCAUAGCGAGAAGCUGGCCAUUGUGUUUGCUCUGUUGAACACAGAGGAAGGUUCUUCAAUCAGAAUCACAAAGAACCUUAGGAUCUGUGGGGAUUGCCAUGCGGCAGCAAAGCUCAUCUCCAAGAUCAGUAGGCGUGAGAUUAUCAUCAGAGACACUAACCGGUUUCAUGUCUUCUCCGAUGGUGUUUGCUCUUGCAGUGAUUACUGGUAAGAAGACUGUAAAUUUGUCUAAAAGUUGCAGAAAUUCUAGAAGAAGUAGAUGGAGGAAGACCCAACAAGAGCAGCCCUUUGAGCAUCUUUAGUUGACUUUUUGAAUGAUUAAAAUGGUCAAAUCAAUGAUUAUAUAACCUCUUCUUAAGUUGACUUUAUGCAUCACACCCCACCAUUAUUUGCAAGACAUUUUCAAAGUUAAUUUGUAUACAUUAUA